AAAAAGGAAGCAAAGAAAGAACAGAAUAUGUGAAUAUAUACAGUUUUGCCAAUCAAAUACAAUUCCCAAUUCCACUUUUCUCGUCAAGUAUUUUUUUCAUCACUUUUCUAAUUUUCUCUUUUUCCCCUAUUUCCUAUCUUAGUUGAAUCAGUUUAAACAUCUACAGUUUUCACCAACAAAAAGCAUUUUGAAUCAAAACCAGUCAAAAUUCAGGCCGCUCUACUUGACAGGGAACGCAAGUGGUGCUGCAUGAUUGAAAUGGCUCGAUGGCUCUUUAUUUCUACAUCCCAUUUGAAUGCAAUUCAUCACAUUUGUGCCUCUCAUUUUUGUCCUAAUGCAGCUUUUUAAUUUAUACAGCCGGACGGUUUAUUUGAAUUGUUAAUUACGCUCUUUCAUCGAUAACAAUCUAAUCUUGCAAUGGACAAGACAUCAUCAUCCCAGCCGCCAAAUUUCUUUUUUGUAAGCCCGACAACUUCUUGACGCUCAUUCAAUAAAACUGGGAAAAAACCUAUCGUUAAUUUAUUAUUUUUUAAUGUAGUAAUUUCCUUUAUUUUUUGAGUUUUACCUCAUUCUUGCAAUUCAGCAAUGAACUUUUCUUCGGAAGAUUAUCAGUUUUGCGAAGCUGUUCCUCAAACAGUAUCGAAGGUGAUUUGGGAAACGAUUUUCGGGAGUGGAUUUUUGGGCUUCCUUCUCAACGUUACUAUAUGUCUCAGCUAUCACAAGUCUAAAAACGUUCUUAGACUGUCAAUCACCGACUAUUUCAUAGUGUCACUGGCUAUGGCUGAUUCAGUUUUCAGCGUUUCCGUUGUGAUCAGCGGAGCACUGGAAAAAAUCUUCCCUGGAGUUCUGUACAACAACUGUGCGGCAUUCAAGACAACUGCAGUCCUUCACGCUUUCCAGCAGUUUUUGUCUUGGCUGCUCUAUUUCAACAUUACGCUGGAACGAUUUUUCAUGAUAUGCAAGCCUGUGGUUCAUGAAUAUAUCUACAACAAGGACAAAGUUCGCAAGAUCAUAAGCGGAACAGCUCUGUUCACGUGUCUUCUAGCAGCUCCGGCCAUUGCCGCCAACUGCAGCGAAGCCCGAGACCCUAUGUUCGCCUAUUACGUCAUCGUUCGAAACUCUCUCGCGCUGCUCAAUAUUUUUGCGAUGGUCCUCACAUAUCACAAAAUAUCAAGAAGGCUACGAACCCUUUACAUGCGUCGCGUGCAGUCUUUGAAUGCCGCAGUGUCAGCCAAAAUGCGUGAUGACACCGUUGAGUUUUCCGGCCAGCACUUUUCCUGUCGAGACACGACUGGGUCGGCCAAUUCAAGAAGUUUGAAGCAGGUUGCUUUGUACGAAAGCCAUUCUGGGAGCGAAGAAAAAAUUAUUGCAGAUGAUCUGAAAGUUAUUGACGAUGAUAACUUGGUCCCAAAUAGCAUCAACCCUUCAAUCAGAUCUUCUAGAACCGAAAUUGAUUCGAAAACAGGAAUCAAGGUCAGUUUGAUACCCAGAAGGGAAAUUGCAAAGGGAAAACUGCGCAAAACCCACGUGAACAACCUGACAAAAACUCUUCCCAGUUACAUAGUUGCCUGUACUCGGCGAAAGAGAGAAAAACGAAUGACGAAAAUCAUGUUCACGGCAACAGCUUGUUUCACAGUUCUAGUUUUACCCCAAUGUAUCAAAAGCGCAAUGGAAAUUAUUUGGCACGAAAACUGGAAAGGAAACUGCUUUGCAUGGGCCGAGCACAUUUCGGUUUUUCUAUUCAACCUCCACUUUUUGACAAACUUUUUUGUUUACUUUUUGGUAAAUUCAGCAUUUAGAAAACGACUGAAAACGUUCGUAACUUGUUCACAGCCGAACUCAAAUGAAAAUAGAGGUCGAUUUAUUGAAACUGUAAAUUGAGUUGUUUUAUUCAAAUCAUUAAAUGUUCCCACCAUUCACAAAACUUUUCUAAUUAUUAAAAAACCGGGAUU
Molecule: messenger RNA, 1952 nt
Organism: Symsagittifera roscoffensis
Lineage: Eukaryota; Metazoa; Xenacoelomorpha; Acoela; Convolutidae
Exons: 3
Coding region: 586-1881 (431 amino acids)
Biological process (GO): G protein-coupled receptor signaling pathway
Cellular component (GO): plasma membrane
Molecular function (GO): G protein-coupled receptor activity
Source: RefSeq, a predicted model, not a curated record